Messenger RNA from Paramormyrops kingsleyae, 1948 nucleotides. RefSeq names its product proteasome 26S subunit, non-ATPase 12 (gene psmd12). Lineage: Eukaryota; Metazoa; Chordata; Actinopteri; Osteoglossiformes; Mormyridae. Gene Ontology annotation, cellular component: proteasome regulatory particle, lid subcomplex; cytoplasm. The record is from RefSeq and is a predicted model, not a curated record.
AGACUUCCGGUGAGUCUCGCGGUACCACCGGAACAGAAGGGACUCCCGAAGUGAGCGGUCGGGGCUUCGCGAUAGUUAGCUAGCAAAAUUUCUUGAGUUUUUGCUUUGAGGCCGACCGGCGAGGAACAGCACAAUGGCUGAAGACAGAUCAGAACGAUCGGACGGGAAGAUCGUAAAAAUGGAGAUUGACUACAGUUCCACGGUGGACCGACGUCUUCCAGAAUGCGAGAAAAUGGCUAAAGCUGGAAGACUCCAAGAAGCCAUUGACAAUUUGUUGUCUUUGGAAAAGCAAACGAGAACAGCUUCAGACAUGGUGUCAACCUCCAGGAUACUAGUGGCCAUCGUCCAGAUGUGUUAUGAGGCGAAAGACUGGGAUGCACUGAACGAAAACGUCAUACUUCUAUCAAAAAGGAGGAGUCAGCUAAAACAGGCUGUAGCCAAGAUGGUGCAGGAGUGCUACACGUAUGUAGAUAAGCUGACGGACCUGACCGUCAAACUGCGGCUCAUUGAUACCCUGCGCACAGUCACUGCAGGCAAGAUCUAUGUGGAGAUCGAGCGUGCCAGGUUGACCAGGACACUGGCCAACAUUAAGGAGCAGAAUGGGGAGGUGAAGGAAGCCGCUUCAAUCCUGCAGGAGUUGCAGGUUGAAACCUAUGGCUCAAUGGAGAAGAAAGAAAAGGUGGAGUUCAUUCUGGAACAGAUGAGGCUUUGCAUUGCCGUGAAGGACUACAUUCGUACUCAGAUCAUCAGCAAGAAGAUCAACACCAAGUUUUUCCAAGAAGAGGGAACUCAGGAAUCCAAGCUGAAGUACUACAAUCUGAUGAUCCAGGUGGAUCAGCACGAGGGCUCCUACCUCUCCAUAUGCAAGCAUUACCGUGCGAUUUAUGACACCCCCUGCAUCUUGGAAGACAGCAGCCAAUGGCAGCAGGCCCUGAAGAGCGUGGUGAUGUAUGCCAUCUUGGCACCUUAUGACAACGAGCAGUCUGACCUGGUACACCGAAUCAGUGCUGACAAGAAGCUGGAAGAGAUUCCCAAAUACAGGGACCUUUUGAAGCAGUUCACCACCAUGGAGCUAAUGCGUUGGGCGUCUCUGGUGGAGGAUUAUGGGAAGGAAUUGAGGGAGGGGUCCCCAGACAGUCCUGCCACAGAUGUUUUUGCCUGUACUGAGGAGGGCGAAAAGAGAUGGAAAGACCUAAAAAACAGAGUGGUAGAACAUAACAUAAGAAUAAUGGCAAAGUAUUACACAAGGAUCACAAUGAAAAGGAUGGCCGGACUUCUCGAUCUUUCUGUCGAUGAGUCUGAAGAGUUUCUUUCCAACUUGGUGGUGAACAAGACGAUUUAUGCCAAGGUGGACAGGUUGGCCGGUAUCAUCAAUUUCCAGAGGCCAAAGGACCCCAAUGAUCUUCUGAACGACUGGUCACACAAACUGAAUUCGCUCAUGUCGUUGGUGAACAAAACCACUCACCUCAUUGCCAAAGAGGAGAUGAUACACAACCUUCAGUAGAGAGUGCGGCAAGAUCAAGUGCUUGGUUUUGAAACGGAUUUAUAUAGAUUUACGUUCCGUGUCCCUUCCCAUGUCAUGGAUAAUGAACACCAACUUACAGACCCCCUUCAAUUAUGAUUGGCUCAUUGUGAUUUCACUUUGAGUAAAUGUUUUCUUGCAGAUUCUGAUGACAAUACACGAAGUUCUUUGUUUUUUAAAAAUAUAUAUAUUAUAAAUCUGUUCUGGCAGUCCCGUAACAUAAAUCUGAAAAUUAAAACACUUGGGCCGACCAUUAAAUACAAGCUUUGUUGAUUGGACACCGUCUCUGGGUGGACUAUGUUAAUAGUAGAUUACAGAAGGUGUACCCGUUUUCUACAUUUUGUGAAGUGUUACAUUGAAUGUUUUGUUUAGUUACAUAAACUGAGCAAUAUACGUUAUAUUAAAAAAAUCCUCUGUUCUGAUAGA